AAUGAUGAGUCCCAUGGUUCGUGCCGCCAUGUCACCAGGACCGGGGAUGAUGUCGAUGGAUCGUGGCCCCUUAACGCCAUCCAUGGUGAAUCAGUCGAUGCCCUCGGCGACAUCGACGCCACAACAGCAGCAGCAACAUGGCGGUCAAUUAGUCGCCAUGCACCAACAGCUCCAGCAAUCCCAGCCCCCGCGGGGUCAAUCCCGCUCUCGUUGCUUAUCGACUUUAUCGUGCAACGGACUUAUCAUGAUCUCACCGUAUUGACGGAGCUACUACCACGAAAAACGGAUAUGGAACGAAAACAGGAAAUCUUCAACUUUUCCGCGAGAACGAGACUGCUUGCAGUCAGAUUGUUGGCGUUGGUCAAAUGGGCGUCAUCCGCGGCGAAAGUGGACAAAUCUGUGCACAUAAUGGCCUUUUUAGAGAAACAGUCAAUGAUAUUUGUUGAAUCGGCGGAUAUCUUGUCGCGCAUGGCGAGAGAAACUUUGGUUCACGCUAGACUCCCAAAUUUCCACGUCCCUGCUGCCGUCGAGGUGCUCACGACGGGGACGUAUAACCGGUUACCGACGUGUAUCAGGGAACGAAUCGUCCCACCCGACCCGAUCACCACGAUCGAAAAGAAAACGACCCUAAACCGCCUCAACCAAGUAAUUCAACACCGCCUCGUCACCACCCAGCUGCCCGCGCAGAUGCGCAACCUAAAAAUUGACAAUGGUCGCGUCCUAUUCCGCGUCGAGAACGAGUUUCAAGUCUCCAUCACCGUGCUCGGGGACGGGCCCACGAUUCCCUGGCGGAUCAUCGAGAUUGAACUGCUCGUCGAGGAUAAAGACAUCGGCGACGGGAUGACGUUAGCUCAUCCACUGCAGAUUCACUUUAUCCAUCAAUUAGCGCAAUCUCGCCUGGACACGUCGCACUCUCCGCUGAAGGAACUUUACGACAUUUUACACGCCUUUGCCCAAUCCCUCCAGUUGGAAGUGUUGUACUCGCAGGUGCUCAAGUUGUGCAGGGAACGGCUCGGCGAUCUCGUCUCGAUUGAGGAGUACACGGUCGGGAGGUCACUCAUUUUGGGAUAUUGGAAGGAACUGAGCGCCCUCGACCCAAAAGCUGAGCUUGGUUAUCGUCUCGUCAUCUCGACCGAUCCCGCCGACCCUGCCCAACCCCUCGGCGUGACCCACCAACCUCCUCUCACGAUGGAGGAGGCCAACCAAACGUGCGAAGGCUUGAGGAGCAAUCAGCUCGAGAAGAUUAUGGUGCACACGGUCUACCUCCGCAGCAAGAAUCGUCUCUCCGACUUGAAGAAAGAGGUCGAAAUAUUUCUCGGCGUUUCGUGUACCCUGCAAGGAUCGCCCCCCAUUUUGAGCAUCCCUGUGUUGGCGCAUUGUCUAAAAUCUGAGCAACUCUUGGUCACCGUGAACAUUCAGACGGGCUCGUUCCUCGUGCACAUACCUCAAUUUGAGCACCCCUCGCCCCACGUGGUGUCGGAUAUCCAGCAAACGCUCAACUCUCCGUCGAUUGACACGCCAAAGUUGAAGGAGCUCAUUUCACAGUUGAGAUACUGGAUAACUGAGCGUCGCUGUGAAAAAACGCUGCAACACUUGCCGGCCAGUGCGGGCGACCGGAUUACCCUGCUCAAGUGGGAUGAACACCCAAUCCUCAGAAAUAUUGGGAAGCAACGCCUCACCAUCAAGUUUCAAAGGCAUCCUUACGCAAUUUUGAUCGUCGAAUUUCACGAGAUUGAGGAGCACUUGACCGAAAUGGAGUACAACUUUUACCUCGUCAUCGUCAAGAAAGCUUCGGCCGAUGAAAAUGAAGAAUUUUUACCUCAGAGCCACAUGCCGGGCGGUGUCGUGCCAAAGUUCUAUUUAAAACCGGUCACCGUCAUGCCGCUAGACACGUUCGCAGCCACGCAUGGACCAUACACGGAAGUUGAUGUUCUCGACUUCAGUGAGCGAGUCCUCGGGAAGAGAAAGAUGGGUUCACCACACGUCAAACCGGGCGAGCCGUCGUUAAAAAAGCAGAAAAAUCCUGCCUAUUUCGUACCUGAAUUAGCCCACAUUGUCGCCAUGUGUGACGAGCGGCUGCCUUUUGCCCUGUUAACGGUGGAGUUCUCUAAAGUGGGCAUAAUCCACUCAGGAUGUACCGUUCUGGCGCAAGGGUCCUGUCUGGGCGUCGGCAUUUUCCGAUUUCCCUCUACUUUACCAAAUAUUCCACAAUCCACGCUGGAAAAGCUGGAUUCCUUCGUGGAAUCGGCCUUCGUACGGACACAGACACAGUUGAGGGGGCACAAAACGUGGAAUUUGGACAUUCGGUUUACCAAGUGGGGUGGCAGCGAACCUGUCCCCAACUCUGAAAAGCCGCUCCACUUUGUCUACGACAUGGCCUUAUCGUCGGACGACCACGUGCCACAAAUUGUCCGAAACAUGCUCGAUGACUGGCUCGCGAUUGCGAAAAUGUUUCAUCUCGUGCUCCGGUCAAAUUGGUGUCGGAGGAUGGAAGCGUCCAACUUGGUCGCGGUCAAGUCUUUCCAUUGGAACAGACUCGUCCUCUCGUACGGCCCGAGUCGUGCGGCCAAUGUCACCAUCUUCUACAGCAUUCAAGACAAGUGUUACAAGCUAUCGUUUGGCGGAAGCCAAUCUCACAAUCCGCACACCUUGCUGCGCCUCCAACUCCAACAAUUCAUGAACUCUCCCGACGGAACGCUGGAUUCCUUAAUGAAACUCCUCAACGACACGUACGAACCGUUAUACGCGCUCACCAAGCUGCCCUCCACCCCGCAACUGGGCGUUCUCUUUGGCAAAGACAGCCCCCACAUUCCCGUCCAAACCUUCGUCCUCGUACCGAGAUCGCCCUACCACGUGUCCAUCGUCUACUGCAACGUGUACUGUUUGGACGUCCACUUUCAGAGCGAGGGCCUCGUCUCGAUCAAGGACGGAGCGUACUCGCAAUUCGAUAAGAGCCACGUGCUCGGAGAGUUCUCUUUGACGCAGGGGUUGAAGGCAUUUUUGUCCAAAUAUGUCGACGAGAACGCCAUGUUUCGACGUCGCUCACAAUCGGAAGACGACAAUCCUCCCUCCCCGAUCUCUACCAUGAUGGAAAUGGAUCACAGCGUGGGGACGCCCGGAUCUGGGGGAGGCGGUCCAGGAUCAUCCAGUCCCUUCUUGACAAGGAGUCAACAGCCUUCCAGCCCUGCUCCGGGGAGGUCAAACCCACACACGCCGGCCAGUCCACAUAUCCAACAAGCACAAAACCAAAAUUCGACUGGAUUCAGUCCAGCGGCCACGUCCCUCGCAAACUUGGCGUCUCCUCCGUCACUCAGCCAUCUCAGUCAGCAAAGUCCAAAUCCAAGUUCGGCCAUGCAUCACCACCCGACGCCGUCACCUUCCACCCUGCUUCCGGCCCCGUCUCCAUCCGCAGGGCCGAUGUCCGUCCCAACCCCGUCACCAAACCCUGGCUCGGCCGCGCAAAGUUUGGCGGCACAUGGACCUGCGAGUGCAAUGGCGUCGUUGGGCGGAGGUGGUGGAGGGGCGAGCCACCCGUCCCCAUUUUUCCACGCGGAAAGUUCUCCCGCACCGAUGCCGAGUCCGUGGGCGAAUGCGGGUUCGCCCGGAAUGCCACGACCCGCGACGAGAGUGGGACAUUCACCGCAGGGACAUGGGGACAACCGUCAAAGUGUAUCGACGAGUCGCGUCCUUCCUCAGAAGAGUUGGGCCGGCGCAAUCCCCACGACGCUGACUGCGGACGCGCUUGACAUCCUGUGCACUCCGACGACCUCCGUGGAUGGCGUGGACAAUGAGAACGGCUACCCGUGUCGACCUCUCGAACGAUUUUUGGGUUGCUCCUACUUGAGAAGGCAACUUCAGAGGAUCGUCACUUCAGAAGAUAAUCUCCACCCACAACCCAACGAACCCGGCGUGAUAAUGUUCCGCUCAGACUCGCUCCAAUUCCGCGUCAGUCUAGACCCGAAUCACUUCCAGUCUCUCCACUUGAAAGUCAACCCGGUCCCAGAAUCACAAAAUUUAUGGAGUCCGGAUGAAAUUCAACUGUUGGAAAAGUUUUUCGCCACCAAAGUCGUCAGCCCACCGUUUCGGCCGUACGGUUUGGCCGCCUUUGCGAAAUUGGUCUCUCUUCCCACGAGAAUUAUUAAGGACUGCCUUCAGAUCAUCCGGCUCCAGUUGAUUCCCUCCAUCGUGGAACAGCAAGGCUGGAAGUGGAACGUCCAACUGUGUCUGACCGUUCCCCCCUCGCAGAUGCCGAUAGUGAGACCGGGAAUGUCCGCCAUUGUGACGUCGCACAGCAAAAUUUUACUUUAUUUACUGUUAACUCGAGCGUACGGAAAUAAUAUUGAACUCCCCAUGUUGGACGAUCAAGGACAACCCCAACUAUUUCAAGAACCCGAAAAGAUUCCGUUCGUCGUGCUUCCCUUAAUUCAUGAAUUGACCGCAAAUUCCACCCAGUUGGCGGAAAAGAGGGCUGUGGGACCUCCUCCCACCGAGUACAUCGUGAUCAGCGAGCAGCUCCGUCGCUUCGUCCAAUUUCAUCACUCGAUGGAAUGCUCCAUCUUCCCCGCGGUGCAAGAUCUCUUAAUGAAUCUGACCCUCCCACCGGAAUCCGGUCCGGGAAGUGUUCAGAUGCAGCAGCAACAACAAAUGCAGCAACAAAUGCAAGGCCCACCGAUGAUACCUCCCCAAAUGGGGCAGAUGGGUGGUCCCCCCUUCGCCUCGCCACAUGCGGGUCAUGGAAUGUAAAUAAAUUCUAUUAUGCAGCCUCCCCAUGAAAUAAUUAACAUCAACUAGUUAGUUAUUUUGACAACGACAUCUAAAAUAUGUAUGUAUGUACAUAAAUACGUAGGUAACUUUAAAUCCAAUGUGUUAAUUAAAUACGAAUUCUAACUAUAAAUAGGUUUAGGUAGGAUAUAUAUUGACCCAACAACCCAAAUGUAUGUACUUAUUGAUAAUUGUUUGUGUACCAUUUUUGAGCUUUUCUGGUUCCAAUAAUAAUUAACCUGAACAAAUUCAAAAGAAUAAUUCCAACAUGCAAA
Molecule: messenger RNA, 5036 nt
Organism: Folsomia candida
Lineage: Eukaryota; Metazoa; Arthropoda; Collembola; Entomobryomorpha; Isotomidae
Gene: MED14
Product: mediator of RNA polymerase II transcription subunit 14
Exons: 20
Coding region: 289-4743 (1484 amino acids)
Biological process (GO): regulation of transcription by RNA polymerase II
Cellular component (GO): core mediator complex; mediator complex
Molecular function (GO): transcription coregulator activity
Source: RefSeq, a predicted model, not a curated record